Molecule: messenger RNA, 4094 nt
Organism: Labrus bergylta (ballan wrasse)
Lineage: Eukaryota; Metazoa; Chordata; Actinopteri; Labriformes; Labridae
Product: neuronal membrane glycoprotein M6-b
Biological process (GO): neuron projection development
Cellular component (GO): plasma membrane
Source: RefSeq, a predicted model, not a curated record
GAGAGAGAGAGAGAGAGCGAGAGACAGACAGAGAGAGAGAGAGCAUCAAGGCACCAUCAGAGCAGGCUCCACCAUCCACAGACUGUGAGGUACAAGUGCCACAAGGAGACUAUAUUCCGCGAUAAUAAUGGAUGGGACAAAGCCGGCCAUGGAGUCCAACGCAGAGGAGACUCAGGACGAGGGGCAGGAGAGCAAAGGAUGCUUCGAGUGCUGCAUCAAGUGUCUGGGCGGGGUGCCCUACGCCUCCCUGGUGGCCACCAUCCUCUGCUUCUCAGGCGUGGCCCUGUUCUGCGGCUGCGGCCACGUGGCGCUGACCGGCACCCUGACCAUGCUGGAGAUCCACUUCUCCCGAAUCACAACCGACCACGCCACCCUCGCCAUGGUGAUCCAGAUCUUUCAGUACAUCAUCUACGGCAUUGCCUCUUUCUUCUUCGUCUACGCCAUCCUCCUGCUCGCCGAGGGCUUUUACACCACCAGCGCCAUCAAGAAGGAGCUGCAGAGCGACUUCAAGACGACCGUGUGCGGACGCUGCAUCACCGCCUUCUUCAUGUUCCUGACCUACAUCCUCUUCCUGGCCUUCCUCGCCAUCUUCGGCUUCACGGCGAUACCCGUUUUCCUCUUCUUCAACAUGUGGAACACCUGCGCUGCCAUGAGGUCUCCCGACUCCAACAUCACCGCGCCUGACUCCAUCUGUGUGGACGUAAGGCAGUAUGGUAUUAUUCCCUGGAACGCCACACCGGGAAAAGCUUGUGGAGCCACACUGGGAGACAUCUGCAACACCAGCGAGUUCUACCUCUCCUACCACCUCUACAUCGUUGCGUUUGCCGGCGCCGGAGCCACCGUCAUCGCAUUGACCCACUACCUGAUGAUUUUGGGGGCAAACUGGGCCUACCUGAAGAGUGCUGUCUCCACGCACGAGUACCAGGACAUCAAGACCAAGGAUGACCAGGAUCUGGAGGCCGAGGCGCGCUCCAAGGAGGGCCAGAACUCCUCCUCCUACUCAUAAGGACAAGGGAUCCUCUACUGCCACCGACCCAUCUCCUCUCCACACCUCAAACCCCGCCCCCAACCCCUGCAACACCCAGCGCCCACCCCUCCCUCAGUUAAAACAAAACCACCUCGGUCAUGUUUGAUAGUCCCCCCCCCCCAAACCGCCUGAUCCUCUAUCCUCUUCCCCUCUGCAAUGUUUAUUCAGAGUUGUGAGCUCACAGGGGAGGGAAAGAGGAUAGAGGAUCAGGAGAAGCAUCAGGCCCAGGUGGAGGCAGAUGCUUCAGAACGGGAGAGCUCGCCCGGCCGUCCGGGUGGAGCUCAGGUACGCUACAUCAGUUCAGAAGCGUCUCCUCCCCCAUGCUUUUUGGACGGCGGCUCGUGAACGAGGCCCGGCCGUGAUGGCCUCGCGCCCUGAGCCAGCACAGCCUCUUGACACACAGCUCCUAACAGCCUAAAAAAACAUUGUUCGCUGUCUGCUUCAGCCACAGAGAAGCCAGGCAGCGACCAACUUCCUCCGUUUUUUGGUGUUUUAUAUGCAUAUAUAUAUGAAUAUGAAUUUAUUGUGCGAAUGUGUAUGAAUGUUUUUUUUUUUUUUUUAAUACUCUCGGAAAAGAAUGCCUGGUACUAUUAUGAUCUUCUUCUUCUGUUUUUGCGCUCAUGGGUUUUUCUCCUUUACUUUCUUCUCCAUCUUAAGACUUUUUAUUACUAUUGAUCCAUACAUUAUUGCACUAUUUCAAAACAAUUAUAAUAAGGGAGAAUAAAAAUCUUUAAAAAAAAAAAAAAAACCUAAAGCACCCUUGCCCCUCGCUCUCAUACUUUCUAAAAAAAAGAAAACUCGAACCAUGUUGUAUCUCAAGGAUUUUUUUUUUUACAUUCACAUGAGCAGAGUUUAUUUAUCCACCGGGUUUUUUUUACGAUAAUUUCAGACCAGAGGUGUAGCAAACCUUUAACAAAUAAAAAAAAGUUUUGGUAUAUUCACUUGUACGUUCUCUUGUCGAGGGAAAGAUGUGAAGACAGAUGCCACUCUCACGCUCGGAAACGGAAAGCUACAGCUAGCUUUGGUUAGCUUAAAGACUGGAACCAGCAAGCAGGGCUCUGGUUAGAGGUGACAACACUUUUUAAUCUCACUAAAAAAACAAGUUACGUUCACUUUUUAGUUCAAAUGAGGGGUAAUAAUGGAUUUAAAGUGUCUAAAAAUUUUAAUUCUGGUUGGGCGUUUUUUGUUUUGGAUUUUGAAAAUUUCAACAACAAAAACAAAUCAGAGAAUCAAAAGAGACUCGAGUACUUUGAGUUUUCUGUUGUAUCUUUCAUCACGCUGAUUUACACAAGUCUGAUUUACAAAGUGUUUAAAAGUUGGAUUGUGGAUUCGCACUUCACAGGUCAAACUUUACGUUAGCUUGCGCACUUCAAAAAGGCUCUGAUAGCGCGUAAAAUCACAACCUGUUGUUUUCACACUUUGGUUUCUCUGGGAAAAAAACAAUAGAUUGAUAACCUGUUUCGAAGUACUUAAUAAGUACUUUCAAACAAAGCUUUGCUAGCUGUUUCCACAUUUUUGGAUGUCUAAGCUAAGUUUACCAAACUGGCUGCUUCCGUUAGCUUAAAGUGGUAUCAAUCUUCUUAUCUAACUCUCAGCGAGGGAGAGAAAACGGUGAUUUCCCAGUGUUUUAUACUAGUUUCCUUUGAGAUCCUUAAAGUUUUUGCUACACUUAACACCAGCGACCGCAGAAAUCAAUGAUAGUCUAGAUCUGUCUGGGUUUUUUUUUUUGUUUUUAAAAGACACACACCUCAGGAAUCAAACCAAAUCUGAUUUUAGCCAGUUGUGUUCUUUCCUAAAGCUUCACCGUGUUACCACUAACCCUUAUCUGACUGGAACGCUGUUUAAAUAGUGAAAAACCAACAAUCAUUCCCUACAAUUGAUCCUUUAAUGAAUAAAAUUCACCUGUAAAUAGCUGAAUCACCCUCAAAAAUCUCAAUGAACACCUCUCCCAAAAUGAGAACACAAUCAGUGUUUUGCCAUGCUGUUCUAUUAUUAUUUUUUUCCACAGAUAUAUGUAAAUGUUCCCUUUGAGAUAUGUGUUUAGCACUCAAAUACUAGUUCUGCAUUUGAUAUAAUAAUUGUAUUGUAACAUCUUAAAAGAUAUGUCGUGAGAGGGAUGCAGUGCAGUCAUGAUAUGAUGGAUUGAGGUGCUUGUGACGUAUACAUUUUUAAAAACGUGAACAAAAAAAAAUAUGGAGUUAAUUUUUAAUGUUUUAUCAGUUUUAGGCAGCUGAGCUCUUGUGAUUCAGUAAUUAUGAUUUUAUUGAUCUGAUUUGUGCUUUUUUUUUUUUUUUUCUUUGGUUCAAUGGCCAGCCAAAUAAGUGACUCAUCAACAUGUGAGUUGAGGGAAAAAAAGUCACUUUUUGUUAUUUUAUUUUGUACGUCAUGCCUCUCAUAUGAGCCACAGAGACUGUUUUGGAUGUUUACACUCUGAAUUAAAACAAGUCAGGAAUUUUCAUACAUUCAUUUUAUAACCAGACAUUGUUUAAUGAUCAUGAACUAUAUUCUAUAUCGGUCAUCACUGGUUAGUUUACCCUCAAAAAAAAAAAAAGAAUAACACUGAAGAAGACACAUUUUUGAACUUUAAUGAGAUGAAGCAUGUCAGUAUCGUCCAUGUGUGCAGCUGUCUAUUCUGUAUAAAAAAGGACUAUAUUGCCAUGUGUGUUAUGUUUGAUAAAUAUACGUGCUUUGCCGCCAGGUUGAUGUAAAGGCAAACUUCAAUUUCCUAUAAGACGAUGCGUGUCAGGGUGUUGUUGUUUCCUCGUUAUUUGCAUGAAGGAGACAUGACUGUGUCUUUGCAGUUUUUCAGGUGAUGUGUAGUCAAUCGUACUGACAACUAUGGUAGGCGGUGUUUGACCCCCUCCUCCACAAACCCCCCCCCGCCCCCCCCAACCCUUUCCACCCACUCUUUUCUAAAGAAAACUCCAUUGUACUUUGAUGGCAUUGUAGUCCCUGUAGGUGUUUCAUUAUGGUUUUAUUUUUUAAGUUGGAAAUAGUUCUAUGACUCCUAUAUAGUGAUGAUUUUUGUAACCUUCUCUAGUAAAACCGAUAUUUUUUAUUAUCGUGA